Sordaria macrospora k-hell is the source of this 435-nucleotide messenger RNA. NCBI's taxonomy places the organism in Eukaryota, Fungi, Ascomycota, Sordariomycetes, Sordariales, Sordariaceae. The record is from RefSeq and is a predicted model, not a curated record.
AUGAGCUUUGUGCAAGUGAGUCUUGUCGACCCAGAGCAAAGGAUCGUCUCCACUGCGAACGUACCACCGCAGAGAGGGGAUUGGUUUGGUGAUGCCUUGUUCCAAGCAGGGAAGGACUGGGGAAAGGUCUCGAAAGAGCUGACUGGGUUUUUGAUCGAGCAGGGUGUUGAGGUUCCGAUUGGGGUGUUGCAGGAGAUCCAGAACGUUGGGGGCGGAGAGAAAGACAAAGCUAGAAUAAAGAGACCGCACCUGCCAAAUGAGCUGAUGGAUAUGGUAUGGGAUGAACUGAGUGAUGAUCACUCGGAGGCGCUGAUGCCGAGGAGAGCGGCCGAGGAGAUAAGGCUGGAGUUGAUGGAAGGGAGAGAGAGGUUUCGGAAGAAGAUGGAGGAGAAUUUGGGCGAGGAUAGGUCUCGCUGGAUGAUUCCGGCAUCCUGA